This is a messenger RNA of Eubalaena glacialis (North Atlantic right whale), 581 nucleotides long. It is a transcript of the gene CRABP1, whose product is annotated as cellular retinoic acid binding protein 1. Lineage: Eukaryota; Metazoa; Chordata; Mammalia; Artiodactyla; Balaenidae. The coding region runs from base 1 to 414 and encodes 137 amino acids. The record is from RefSeq and is a predicted model, not a curated record. Gene Ontology annotation, cellular component: nucleus; cytosol. Gene Ontology annotation, molecular function: fatty acid binding. The transcript is spliced from 4 exons. Gene Ontology annotation, biological process: fatty acid transport.
AUGCCCAAUUUCGCCGGCACCUGGAAGAUGCGCAGCAGCGAGAAUUUCGACGAGCUGCUCAAGGCGCUGGGUGUGAACGCCAUGCUGAGGAAAGUGGCCGUGGCGGCUGCGUCCAAGCCGCACGUGGAGAUCCGCCAGGACGGGGAUCAGUUCUACAUCAAGACAUCCACCACGGUGCGCACGACUGAGAUCAACUUCAAGGUCGGCGAAGGCUUUGAGGAGGAGACAGUGGACGGACGCAAGUGCAGGAGUUUAGCCACUUGGGAGAAUGAGAACAAGAUCCACUGCACACAAACUCUCCUCGAGGGGGAUGGCCCCAAAACCUACUGGACCCGCGAGCUGGCCAACGACGAACUCAUCCUGACGUUCGGCGCCGAUGAUGUGGUCUGCACGAGGAUUUAUGUUCGGGAGUGAAGGCGGCUGGCUUGCUCCUGCUUUGGGGAUGGAUUCAUGUUCCCCCGAGGAAUGUCAUAGUUCUGAGCUGCCAGUGGACCUCCUCUUCCCCAGUAUCAACAUUAGGUGAUCCCGUUUUCCCCACGAUAAUGCUGUAGUGUUUCCCCCCAAGGCUUCGUGCCUCUGUG